This is a messenger RNA of Acaulospora morrowiae, 987 nucleotides long. Lineage: Eukaryota; Fungi; Glomeromycota; Glomeromycetes; Diversisporales; Acaulosporaceae. The record is from the annotation of a GenBank genome assembly.
AUGUCAGAAACCACUUCGAAAGAUUCGAUUCCAAAUCCUUCUGCUGAUGACACAAUUACUCAAAUAAAUGAGGAUGCAAAUGUAACCUUCUUUAAGAAAAAGGGUAAAAUAAAUAAGAAUGUAAAUAAGCGUAAACAUUCGGCAGGUGUAGACCUUGAAGAAGAGGAAGAGGGUACAGCGGUGGUAACUAAAGAACGUAAAUUGGACACUUCAAACCCGCUCGUCCAAGGCACAAGAAAAGGAAAGCGUACUGUCAAGGAAGACAUCCAUGUCACUUUUGUCGCUAACAAAUCGGCAAUGUCUUUGGUACCUCAUGACGUUGCUACAAGAACCGCAGAAUGGGAUACGGAGAUAGACAGGGAUGCACAAGCUUUGUUGGAGAAGAAGUUAGCCGCUGAAGAGGCUGACGACAAUUUGUACAAAGGGCAGAAUUCUUAUAAAACCUACAUCAAGAAGCGAGAUACCGCCGCGGGAAAUGCGGCAAGUUCCAAGAUAAAAGCUGGCCCAAUAAGGGCACCAACUAAUAUUCGAGUUACUUCGCGCUUUGAUUACCAGCCCGAUAUAUGCAAAGAUUACAAAGAGACUGGAUAUUGUGGUUAUGGUGACUCGUGCAAAUUCUUGCACGAUCGAGGUGAUUACAAAACUGGCUGGCAACUGGAAAAGGAAUGGGAAGAGAUGAAUGGAAAGUUGCGAAAGGAUCCAAACGCAUUUCUGGUGGAAAGCAGCGACGAAGAUGACGAAGAAUUACCUUUUGCUUGUCUUAUAUGUCGAGAGGAUUUUAAGAAUCCAGUGGUUACCAGGCAAAACUUUUCCAAGAGUCCAAGGUGUUUUGCAUGUGGAGCACCCACAAACGGCAUAUUCAACACGGCAAAGAACUUAUUACAAAAAAUCGAAGAAAAAAAGAAGAGAUUAUCGAAGAAGCAAGGUGAAAAUGAGAAUCAAGGAAAAAGUGGUGAUGUAAACCCAGAAGAAGAAAUAAGUGAUUGA